CGAGCAAAUACUCCAGUGAUAUUAUUCAGGACAGUUUCUGUAGACGGGGUUAACCCUGAGUGCCUCAUCUGCCAGAACCACAGAACAAGAACAUGACGCAUGAUAUUCACAACUCAUCUUUCGACUUCUACAACGGCACACCAUGGUUCGUCUACGACUGCACCAUUCACUUAGAUGCGGAUGGCCGGCGAAUCGCUCUUUUCCUUCUUUACCUAGGCCUGUUCAUGGUGGGACUGGCAGAGAACACCAUUGUAGUGUGGGUAAACUGGAAAAGACGGCAUUCAGCGAAUGGGGUGCUGUUCUGCAUCAUCAACGUGAGCUUGUCUGAUUUGAUGGUGAUCUUCACCAUGCCGUUCUUCAUGCUGGAGGUGACCAUGGACAAGGUCUGGCUGUGGGGACGCUUUCUUUGCAAGGUCACACACCUUGUGUAUGUUAUCAACUUCUACAGUAGCUCCUUCUUCCUGGCCUUCAUGACCCUGGAGAGAUACCUGUCCCUGACAAGGCCCAACACUCUUGCCUGCUUCCCACAGCAGCACAAACGCCGCUGGUUGCUCUGCGCCGGGAUCUGGCUCCUUUCUCUCUUGCUGGCCUUGCUUGAGAACGUCCAUGUUGACCUGUUGGAGUGGGAUGAACCGGGUUGCUACAUGGUUCCUGAGCAGUACCACACAGAAUGGUUUCUGUCCGUUUCCUUCCUAUGCCUGAUUUUCCAGUUUCUGGCUCCAGCGUCUGUCAUUAUAACCUGCAACUUCUUGAUCGCCAGAGCCGUCCGCACUGCUCCAGAGGUCCAGAAUCGUCGGGAUGUCUGGUUGGUACAUGUGUACUCACUGGUCUUUGUGGUCUGCUGGCUACCCUACCAUUUGGUGUUGUUCUUGUUGACAGUGGAUGAUAUGGACCCACAUCUGUUCUCCUGCAAUACGGUUGGGGUGCUGUACUAUUCGUUUAGCCUUGUGCAAUGCUUGUCGCUCUUUCAUUGCAUCGCCAACCCAAUCCUCUACAACUUCCUCAGCCAGAGCUUCCGCAACAAUUUAAUAAACGCAGUGAUCAGCCGCAUCUCUUUAUCUCCUGCCAGUGCACCUGCGAAUGCAGAAGCCGACAACAAAGGAACAACAGCAGUAAAAGAGAGGAAGCUCAGUAACGCUAGCACAAGUCACUCUGACAUUGGCGCAUGAACUAUUAAGUGACGAUGAAGGAAGUUGCUAUGAAAAAAAGUGGCCUUGUUAAGGUGCUUGCAAUUGGUCAGUUGCCUGGUAACUAGCCAUAUUUUCUCCUGUUUUUCUCACCUCAGCAUUGCAAACAGUGCAAGGAAGGAAAUAUCGCCAACCUUUUGUAACCUCUAUUUCCUCUAGUUCCUAUUGACACAUCUAGGAACUCCAGGAUAAUAAAAGCUCUAUCCACAUGCCAGUGUUUGUACAACUGUUUUUUUUUUUUUUUUGUUCGUUCACUUCAACAACAACUUUCA
This is a messenger RNA of Danio rerio (zebrafish), 1459 nucleotides long. RefSeq names its product atypical chemokine receptor 5 (gene ackr5). The record is from RefSeq and is marked validated. Gene Ontology annotation, biological process: G protein-coupled receptor signaling pathway; signal transduction. Gene Ontology annotation, molecular function: G protein-coupled receptor activity. Gene Ontology annotation, cellular component: plasma membrane; membrane. NCBI's taxonomy places the organism in Eukaryota, Metazoa, Chordata, Actinopteri, Cypriniformes, Danionidae.